AUGUCACUGUGCAACUCAUACAGGUUGAUCGUCGUGUCGUGUGUCGUGUUAUCGCUUAUUGACACACAUGCAGCAUUCACGCUCCGCCGCCCCACUCACGAUACUGACGCCAGGGACCUGGACCAACAGGAGAGUGUCCUGCUGGAAGUCAAACACAAAUUGAACAGACCGAACGAUAUUAGAAAUGAUUCCCAAAGAAAUGCAAACGUCACUGGGCUCAGCGAUGACGUCGACUUGACUUCAUCACGACUACUCACAGACAUGAUGACGGUCACUUCUAGUGAUAGAGUCAUCUCUACAGAGAAACCGAUCCAAGUAAACACGGACAUCACGACAGAUGCAACUUACAUUGAGAAAACUACUAAUGAAAAUAAAGUUACUCAGACCGUUGUUGAAAGUUUUGAACCUACAACAUUGUUUUUGUUAACGCAGAGCCCAGCCUUAGACACAGAAAAAGAAACUACAACUUUCCAAGAUAAUGUGGAGUCUUUAAGUUCUAGUUCAGGGACAUCUUCAGGAACGAAAUCGAGUAACACUCUGCAAGAACCAAGGACUUUAAGUGUAUCUGAGGAUACAAAACCAUCUUGGAAGAAAUAUACAACGAUAGAGAGAACACGUUCCAGUACCACAACUCCUAGCCCAUCGAUACUAGGAGAAGAGACUACGACCUAUACAACAUUAGGGACUGAAGUGAAAACAGAAACGAAACGAUUAAGGAAUUUAUUCCAGAAUGCAUCCGAUAUAGCAUCAUUAGAGAAAUUAAAAAUAGAACUUUUGCUAACAACUCAAAGGCAACAACUUCAAGCAUCAGAAAAUAAAUUUUCUAGACUUUAUUCAUCCGCACCUCCUACAACCGAUCAGUACAUUAAUAAUCCUUCAGGAGUUUCAGAAGAAGUUCCAACGACUGAAUCAAAUGUAUCUAGUGAUAAUAGAUAUACAGUGGAAUCUAGGAGAGGUGGAUAUUUAGAUUAUUCAGCAAAGAGCACAGCUGAUGAUGUGGCUGUAACUACAGAGACUUCUCCUUUAGAAGCCUAUAAAGAAAAAGAAGCGCCGUAUGUUAAGCACGAAGUUGAAAACGAGACCGAUGUUCCUUAUGAGAAGACAGGCUUUAGGAUGGAGUCGCAGAGCCAGUUGAAUGAAGAUGCUUUAAAGGAAGAAUUAUUGAAAGAAGAUGUAUUGAUAGAUAACGAAGAAAACGCGAAACGUAUCCGAGACGACAGGUUACCUAACUCCUCGAAUAUUGAAAUAAAUAGUAACCAAGAUAACUCUCAAAAUAAUUCUCAUAUUGAUGACAAGCUCAUGGUGAAACCCAUAGAUAUGAACACAGAGAAAAACACUAUUUUAUAUCCCGUUAGUUCUAACUAUAAACCUUUGAAGAAAAUAGAAGUAAAACCACCGAAAGUGUUCAUCAGAGACCCAGACGAUAACAGUUGGAGGAACGAAAGUCUCAGUUCCUUAGGAAUUGUUUUUAAAUCAAAAAAUUCUUCGAAGCCUUUCACUCAGGUUUUGAAAAAUAAGACCGAAACAGAAUUAAAUAAAUUAAAUGAAAAAGACGAGAAAAACGAAACACCAGAACUAAGAGAGCGGCUACAGAAGAUGGCGGAGAUUAGGAAGUCGAAAAAAAAGAAAACUGACUCCUUGGGAAAUGUUGUGUACUUCGAUUACGAAGAAAGUGUUUCCGGAGAAAAAGGAAAAACAUCUAAAGAAGAAAUUCCAACUGCUGUUAAUGAAACAAACACAAACCUCGGAUCUUCUGAAAAAUCUUCAGAUAUAACGACAAAUUCAUCCUCAUCAUCAUCAACAACAACAACCACGGAAAAAUCAAUUUUUGAUGAAUUUAUUCCUCCGUCAACAAAAAAACCGAAAAAAUUCUUUAACGUUGAAUAUUACGAUAAUACAGAAGACGACGACACCGACUACCUCAAUAUGGCUAAGAUAGAUAUCAAAAAAUACACAACAACCAAGAUGUCAACCACAAUGUCAAAGAUACGAGACUGGUCACGACCCACAGUUUUCCACAAGCCAACUCCUGUUACAUCACCGGAAAGAAAAGGAACCGUACAGUACUUCCCGCCGCUUACAACACAGAAAGUUAACAUCAACGAUUACGAUACUGACUUUAAAUCUAAGGUGAACUCUUUCACUACAGAAAGCGAACCACCGAAGAACGUGAUACCGAUGUCGACACCCCUUCCGACUAAAACUGUACAUGGAACAACAAUACAGUACAAUGAAUACAAAAACCAAGGUAGAGAAUUCACACCAGUACCUCAACAAAACUUGGACAAAAAUUUAUAUCUCACAAGGCCGCCUUUAACGACCGAACUAUUUACUUUACCUGGCGACGGUAGAGACGGAUACGUCGUAAAACAUUACCGAGAUUUCAUCAAUCAGGCGGCGAAAGACGAAGAAUACGACAAGAACAUAGAUUACGCCUUCGUAACUCAAGCUCCGAUACAAGGUGUCACCAAAACAGAUCUCAACACAUACCAGAAGGAUAAGUCGAGACUCAACACUGGCGACGACUAUGACUACGAAACACAUUUCCGAAAAGACGUUUUACAGAGAUUCGUUGACAACUUCAACCGAAACAGCCACAGGUUCAAGUCUGAUUUCCCGAUCCUGUUCAACAACAGCGUGAUCCACAGUAACGCCAACCAGGGCGGCGAGGUGGCGUCGUCUCGCGCGUUCAUGAGGGGUCUGUAUGAGAACAGGCUGAGGUCCCGCGCCCGGGGCUGCGAGCCUCACUGUGACGUCACCGUGGAGCUGUCCCCCGCCUACGAGCUGCACUACUACGUGCCCGAGCAAGAGGAGAGGCAGGAGGCCGGCUCAUACAGACACAAAUACGUGUGGAAUACAUCGGCUGCGGUUGACCGACGGGUAGCUCUUAGACUACACGCGGAGACAGCUCCUGGCCCGAGCGAGCCUUCUUAUACUGCGUUUAAUAACAAACGGAGGAAAAACAUCGGCUCGGACACACACAGAGACGAACGAGUGGCUGACGAAUUAGAAACGAACAGUGCUCCGAGGUGCGACCGGUAUGGAGUGUCGAGAUGGUCGCGUGUGACCUCACACACCUCACACGUGGCACCGCCGAGACGAAUAGGAACUGAGAGCACCAACGGAACUAGGAACUCGGUGCACUCGCUUAUAAAUGCAAAACGAUCUCAUACGACGAGCGAGGAGACUGAACCUCGACCGGCGUAG
Messenger RNA from Danaus chrysippus (African queen), 3207 nucleotides. The record is from the annotation of a GenBank genome assembly. NCBI's taxonomy places the organism in Eukaryota, Metazoa, Arthropoda, Insecta, Lepidoptera, Nymphalidae.